Molecule: messenger RNA, 1868 nt
Organism: Nicotiana tabacum (common tobacco)
Lineage: Eukaryota; Viridiplantae; Streptophyta; Magnoliopsida; Solanales; Solanaceae
Product: plant-specific TFIIB-related protein PTF2
Biological process (GO): DNA-templated transcription initiation; transcription preinitiation complex assembly
Molecular function (GO): TBP-class protein binding
Source: RefSeq, a predicted model, not a curated record
UUUCUAAUUUAUCAAAAAACCCUAGGCAACAAAAAACGCUAAAAUCGUCUGCUAAAUCUCACGAUUCAGCCACAAUUUUCCGUCGUCAAACAAAGCUAAAUUAUUCAGAUGAGUGAGAGUUCUCGUCCCUGCAAAAAUUGUCACAAGAGGACUAUAGCUAAAGAUGAAGAAACAUGGAAUCUCGUCUGCAAAUCAUGUGGAAUAGUCCAAGAUUUCGAUAAUUACGACCCUCAAAUUGGUGGAAUAACUGGUGCAGUUGGAACUUACGUACGUCACGGAUCUGCUGGUUCAGGUUCUGUUUAUAAUUACAAAGAAUCCAAAGAUUAUCAUGCCAAAAUUUUAAUUGAUGAUUUAAUGUCCCAAUUAGGAUUGUCCAAUAAAUCCAGUGAUGUUAGAGGAAUGUUGUAUGAGAUUACUGAAGGUGAAUUUGGUCAAGGUAGAUGGUUUGAAGUAUGUAUUGGUGCAUGUGCUUAUGUUUUAAUGAGGAAAGAUAGUAAGCCUAUUAGUAUUGUUAAAGUUGCUGAGAUAGUGAAAUGUGAUAUUUAUGAAUUAGGUCGAAUGGUUUAUAGGGUUGUCGAUUUUCUUGAUAUAAAGUUGCCUGAAUUUGAUAUUAUUAAUUCUUUCGAGCAUUAUAUUAAAGAAGCCCCGAUUUUUAGUGGGGUUGAGGAGGAUAUUAAAGGAAGGAUGUUGAAACAAGGUGUGUUUUUGGUGCAAUGUUUGGUUAAGUGGUACGUGACGACGGGGAGGAGACCGUUGCCCGUAGUGGCAGCGGUUUUGGUGUUUGCUGCGCAGUUGAAUCAAGUUGACUUGACGAUUGAGGAUGUCGCGGAGGAGUUACAAGUGGCGGUUGUUACUUGUAAGUUGAGGUAUAAGGAGCUUUUGGAAAGGCUUGUGAAGGUUGCUCGAGGUUUGCCGUGGGGUGAGGAUGUUACGGUUAAGAAUAUUAUGAAGCACGCGCCGUUUGUUAUUCAAUACAUGGAGUUGAAGUCAAUGUCGAAGAAUAGUGAUAAAAGGAAGAGUUUUAACGAUGUUGGAGUUGAUCUUGAUUACCUGAUUGAUGAUUUUUUGAGCAAUGGAAAUGUUGUUGACAUAAAAAGUGAUUUGCAAUAUUUUCAGAUGGACCCGAGUUUGAGUAUUGAAAUUCCGAAUAGAUUCCAGAUUUCCCAAGAGUGUUUGGCGAUGAUUUAUACAAAGAUUAAGAAUCAAGUUUCUGUACUGGAGUCUGCAAAUAGCAGAUAUAGUAAAGAAAUGGAAACGAAGAGUACCUAUGACUGGUGGCAGGGCGAAUCGGAAAUGAGCAAAAAGCUUUUAGUGAAGCAAAUACUGGAGAAGGAUGUGGGAUUGACUACUACGCCUCCUUCGUUUGAUAGAGGUUGCUUGGCAAAUGAAAGGAGAAAAGCAAAAAUAAAGGCUGCAAAGCGUCGAAUCCAUAAGACAAUGUAUCCUUCGGAUGCUGGUUCGAUUGAUAAGAUUGAACAAUGUCCCGUUGAGCAUGUAAAUGGUGGAAAGAAAAGGAGAAGGAAAAUGAAAGUUGAUGUUGAUUGGGAAGAUUUCAUUAUUGAAACCCUUCUCCUUCAUCAGGUAGAAGAAGAGGAGAUAGAGAAGGGGUAUUAUAAAGCGCUGUUGGACUUGCAUGUUUUCAACUAUUGAAGAUAUAACUGGUCAGUUUAGACCAUAAUUUUGAUUUAUGUAAACAAUAUUCACAGACAAAAAACUUGACCUUUUUUUUUGACUGAUUCCGCGAGAAAAUAGGAGGUAUUUUUGUUAAACUUUUCGCUCUGUAAAUUUGCAUGAGUUCCAUAUUUUGAUAUAAAAGGGGGAAGUAUAGUAGUUGAAUAUAAAUGAACAAAUUAUGUUUCUUCUGUGUC